AUGCACCCGGCGCUGGGCCACCCUCGCGCGCUCUCGUCCGCGCCCGCCUCCUUCCCGCCGCCCCCCGCCGCCGCCCGGCUGCAGCCCCUCUUCCUCCGGGGGGGCUCCUCCCGCGGCCGGAGAGGCUCGGGCGACAGCAGCACCAGCACCAGCACCAGCCGCGGGGGGGGCGGCGGCAGACGCGGCGGGGGCGGCGGUUCCCCGAGCAGCAGCACAGGCGCGGAGCGAGAGGACGACGACGAGAGCAUUAGCAUCAGCAAGCCACUGGUGCCCGCCGCCGCCGCCGCCGCGCUCCCGGGGCCCCCGGUUCAGGGGGGCGCCCCCGCCUCCGCCGCCGCGCCCGCCACCGCCUCCUCCACUUCCACGCCCACCUCCUCCUGCAGCAUGACCGCCGCGGACUUCGGCGCGGGCGCCGCCACCGGGGCCGUCGGGGGCCCCGGGAGCCGCUCGGCGGCGGGCUCAGGCGGCCCCGGGACGGGCGGCGGCGCCUCCUGCUGCUCUUGCUGCUGUUGCUGCUGCGGCCGCCCUAGCCGGCCCGGCCGCAGGGGUCGGCGGCACGGCUGCUCGCCAAGUCCCGGCUGCCACUGGGGCUACCAGGCGCUGUCUGUGGUGCUGCUGCUGGCUCAGGGCGGUCUGCUGGACCUAUACCUCAUCGCCGUCACCGACCUGUACUGGUGCUCUUGGAUCGCCACUGACCUGGUGGUGGUGGUGGGCUGGGCCAUCUUCUUCGCCAAGAACAGCCGGGGCCGUCGGGGCGGUCCAGUGAGCAGCACGCACAACCACCAUCAGCUCCACCACCACUCCGCGCCGCCUCUGCACCUACCCGCUGCGGCGUCCGCGGGGGCCGGGGCGAAGGCUCGCGGGGGCCGAGGAGGCUCGGGCGGCUCGGGGGCCGGGCCGGGGACGGCCGGGGCGGCAGGCGAGUUCGCCUUCGCGUACCUGGCCUGGCUCAUCUACUCCAUCGCCUUCACUCCCAAGGUUGUGCUCAUCCUGGGCACGUCUAUCCUGGACCUCAUCGAGCUGCGAGCGCCCUUUGGCACCACGGGCUUCCGCCUCACCAUGGCGCUGUCCGUGCCGCUGCUCUACAGCCUGGUGCGUGCCAUCAGCGAGGCGGGCGCGCCCCCGGGCUCGGCGGGUCCCCUGCUCCUGCAGCCACAGCAGCAUCGCGCCGCGGGCUGCUUCCUGGGCACGUGUCUGGACCUGCUGGAUAGCUUCACGCUGGUGGAGCUGAUGCUGGACGGCCGCGUGCCGCUUCCCGCGCACCUGCGCUACCUGCUCAUCGCCGUCUACUUCCUCACGCUUGCCUCUCCAGUGCUCUGGCUGUACGAGCUGAACACCACCGCAGCAGCUCCAUCCUGGGGCCAGGCCUCCGGGCCUGGAAGCUGCAGCCGCCUUUUGCGCUUGCUGGGAGGCUGCCUGGUGGACGUGCCCUUGCUGGCGCUGCGCAGCCUCCUGGUCGUGAGUUACCAACAGCCGCUGUCCAUCUUCAUGCUCAAGAACCUCUUUUUCCUUGGCUGCCGUGGCCUGGAGGCCUUGGAGGGCUGCUGGGACCGAGGCAACUGGGUUUCCCCAAGUCGGGUCAGAAGCAGCUAUGGUGCUCCUCCCUCGGCCCCACCACCACCUCCACCACCGCCACCUCAGGGAGGCUCCCAGCGGGGCCACUUGGAAAAUGAAGGGGGCCCUCAUGGCUAUGUUAACACUCUAGCUGUGGCCUCUCAAAAUUGA
This is a messenger RNA of Peromyscus eremicus (cactus mouse), 1725 nucleotides long. It is a transcript of the gene Tmem121b, whose product is annotated as transmembrane protein 121B. The transcript has a single exon. The record is from RefSeq and is a predicted model, not a curated record. NCBI's taxonomy places the organism in Eukaryota, Metazoa, Chordata, Mammalia, Rodentia, Cricetidae. The coding region runs from base 1 to 1725 and encodes 574 amino acids.